UGACAGCGUUUGGAAACUCCCUUUUAAUUCUCACCUGGAGCCUCUUGAGGAUUGAGCAGAGAGGAGUUUCUCAAGCCAGAUGAGAGAACACUCUGCAAGGACUGUUCAAGACUGGUCGCUCUCCAAGGAACAAGAGUUUCCUAAGAAUACCGGAAUACCGUGGAGAUGCCUCACCUGAACUUUCCAGACCACAUUCACAUGGGCCGUCCGAUGUAACUUUAAAGGAUUUUACAGCGCCAAACAAGGAAACUGAGGGAUCCAGAAGGUACAGGCUGUGCAAUGUCAUCCGGCCGUGAGUCUGUAGGGGAUCUGAUUCCCCCAGAUAUGCUGCAGGUGUUCAGUGAGGACCGGCAAGGCGGCAGGGGCAAAAGAGGCAGGAGAAGGGCAGCAUCCUUCAGGCGUGCUUUCAAGUGGUUGAAGCGCCAGCGCAGGAAAACCCGCCGACAUGCUACAGAGAAACAUGGAGACCUGCUUGCCACUGGUUCACCUGUAGAGCUACCAAAAUCAUCACUUGUCACAGGCCCUAAAGAGGACGUUAUGGGAGCUAUUUCUCUUCAGGAGUUCCAAGAAAAUGUGUUUGUGGAGGGUAAUCGGCCUAAAUAUGUGUUGGAUCUGCACACAGAGGCACAGCAGGGCCUGAAAAUGCAGCAGCAAGAAGAUGAUAGUAAUGGGACGGACUACCCUGAUGACCAAAGUAUGAUUUCAACAGUAACAGCUCAGACUGAAGACAGCAUGGCCUUCAGUGAGCUAAGAGGCUUUGAGUCUGAGAGCACAGCUGCCGAUUCUGUUUCGAUGCGCUCCUCCAUCUCCUCACGAUCAACACGCUCAGGACUCAAACGCCAAGCCUCAACAUUCACCCCUUUGAAGCCGGAUAAGACCGCAGAGAAGACGAAGUCUCGUAGGAAACAUGGGAGACCUGUUGUAGGAAUUCCUCGACAUGUCCAGAAAGAAAUGGGGUUGGACAGGGCAGCAUGGAUCACCACAAAUCCUCUUGAUGGUCAGCUAUUCAAUGGAGACAUGAUCCUACCUGCUAUGAUUUCCCCUGUGGACAGUACGUCUUCCAGCUCUGAACAAGAAAGUGUACACGACCAUUUACAGGGCAUACAGAACUUGUACACAGUUAAAAGAUACAACACCGAGCUCCCCACACUGACAAAACCCAGAGAUGACAUCCUGCAAGGGCUCAUAAACCAUUCUUUAGAUCCAGAAAAGUCUGGAGCAGGCCUUCUAGGUGUUCCUUGGACAGAGAACUCAGCCGGUGCAGUGAUGUCCAUGUCACCUCAGGCCACAUACAUGUCUAAAAUCAUUCCAAAUGCCGUACUUCCACCAUCUGUGGAUGUUGUGGAGCUGAGUCGCAACCGAAGUCGUAGCAGUGUCCGAACCGUCAGCAAAAGCAGCUUGGUGUCAGCCAGUCCAGCAUCCACACGUGCUUCCUCCAGAGUCUCUUCACGUUGUUCCACAAGCCGCUCAAAUUACUCUGGAUGGACCAACUCGGGAUCAUCAGAAACGCUUGUAUCUGAUUCUUCUACCAUCUCCAGCAGUAGCACUCCCCGUGUGGCCAGCAGAGGGAGUCAGGUUGAGAACACGAAUAGACCCGUUAAGCUGAACAAAGACGGUUCCCAUGUUAAAACUACUCAUGUGAAUGGGGGCUCUACUGAGGUGGAGGACAGCAGAAAGACAAGAUCUGCUGUUGCUUUUACACGCAACCUAUCAGUGAUUAAACGCGGCAAGAAACCUCCAGCUCCUCCCAGCAGGUCAUACUCUUUACAUAACAGGAAUCAGAACUGGAAGACAUCUGAGAGUCCUAGCUACUUGGCAGAUGACAGUACUCCAGAUGGAUCACCAUACCCUGCUGUCAUGAGCCCUAAGAUAAGCAUGCCUCCCUCCGAUGGACCCACAACUGCCCCAUCAGAUGUGAGCCAGCCAGUCAGCACAGACAAGAAAAUGAAAAAGAUGUCUUCCAUUGCUGAACUGAAGAUCAGCCUUCUAUCUGCAAAAAGUUUAAUCAAUGGUAACAAUUCCUCACCAGUUGUAGUGGCUCUGUUGUCUCUGUUGGAGAUUCCCAAUCAUCCCAAAGUAUUGGCUCCACCAGCUCCUCCUCCUGAAACCUGGGCUCACAACCAACGGACUUUUGAACUGCUGUGUGGGCCCGGACCUGUUAACUAUACACGCUGGGCCAAAAAGAGAGGUCUUAAAAUUGCAGAUGAACCAGUUGUGGCUUCGGCAAAUGCUGACAGAGUAGCACCUCUGUUGCAGUCUGUAGAGAUAAAAGGCAAAGUUGAAACCGCAGCACCACUUGCCUCUGUCGCCCCAUCUCCAUCACCUCCCCCAGAUCAUUGCCCACCAACACCAAACAACGGCCUAGCCAAACCUCCUGACUUUGUUCCCCCAACUCCUACACUGGCUGCUAAAGCAAUAAAAGACUUGACUUCUUGGAUCCCUCCACCUCCUCUGUUUCCUCCUCCAGCACCUCCAGCAGGUAUGACUACAGCAACUCCUGUUGCUUUGCAAAAUGAUACUGACCUUCCUCCACCGCCGCCACCAUUUUCGCCACAGUCAUUACUGACAAUGACUCAAUUACCUCCAGAUAUUCCACCACCACCACUGCUGGAAGUUCCACCUCCACCAAGACCACCUUCUGAAGCACAGAAAAUUUCAUCCCCUCCGCAAGAAUCCCAACCUUCGACACACAAUGUGUUAGUAACAUCAUCUGAAACUUCUGAACAAAUUACCUUUGCUCCACCUCCCCCACUUCCCACCGAUGUAAGAUCUCAAGUCACUGUUCCUCCACCUCCUCCACUACCUACUGAUGUAAGAUCUCAACAAGUCAUUGUUCCUCCUCCUCCACCCACUGUUGUAAGAUCUCAAGUCACUGUACCUCCUCCUCCUCCGCUACCUACUGAUGUAAGAUCUCAACAAAUCAGUGUUCCUCCUCCUCCACCCACUGAUGUAAGAUCUCAACAAGUCAGUGUUCCUCCUCCUCCACCCACUGAUGUAAGAUCUCAACAAGUCAGUGUUCCUCCUCUGCCGCCUCCUUCCACAGAUGUAAGAUCUCAAGUCACUGUUCCUCCACCUCCUCCACUACCUACAGAUCUAAGAUCUCAACAAGUCAGUGUUCCUCCUCCUGCUCCAUUACCUAGUAAUGUGAAAAUGGAGGGCAGACGAGAGAUGACAGAAAUGGAGAAACGGACAAGCAGUCCCUCUCCGGCUAAAGAGGAGACCUCCAGUCCUGUGGUCACCCAGUCUCUCCUACAGAUGGUUCGUCUUAGGUCAGUUAAGUCCAGUCAGAGCCCUGCUGUAGGUCCUGAUAAAUCAUCACAACCCAAACCAAAAUCAGGUGUCAAUCAAGAGGCACCUCCAAAGCCAAUGAGACGAUCUUUGAUUUUGACAUCACUUCCCCCUGAUGUAGAAGCUCUAUCCUCAGAGCCAAAAACUGAAACUCAGUCCCUCAACACAAACACAACCACUGUUUCAAAUACUCAGCAAAGAUCAUCUGAACCAGAAACUCAGUCAAAUAACAUUGCUCAAAAAACAGAAAACACAAUACUUGAGCCAAAAUACUCAUCGGCUACAUGUCCUCCUACAGAACCAAAUAACAAUUCAGUUCCUGCUGAACCAGCAACUAAACAACCCUGUGCUAAAACAGAACCCAAACCCCAAACCCUCAAGGAACAAAUUCAACCUACUGUGCCUGACCCAGAAACCCUGCCAAGUUCAACAGAACCAAAAGACCAAUCAAUCAGUGAGCCAAAGACUCAACAUCAGGAACAAGAACCCAACAAGAUCCUGGAGAAUUCAGAGAAGCAAUUAAGCACUAUUGAAAUACACUCAAAGCCAGAUGGUGAGCAGCCCAAAACCCAAACACCAAUACCCAUUGUCUCUUCCACACCUCCCAUAGUCUCCACAGCAGUGAACCCUUCCAUGCGUCUCCAGGAGGCCAUUCGUCUUAAGGCUGCUGCUAUGUCUUCAAAAGACAACCAAGCCAAGCGGUUUGGUCUGCGCUCCCCUCCUCCAGCCACGGCUAAUGGCACCACUGUACCAAACUCUUCUGCUUCUAUGGCCAGCUUCAUCUUCUCCAAAAGCCCAAAGAAGGUUGUAAUAGAGACACCGUCAUCCUUAGAGGUUCAGACUGACCUGAAGAAAACUCUGGUGGCAGAGUUAGCAUCUGUCUCUGAUUCAGCCAAGUCUAAUGACUUGCACAAGAUGGCUAACAAAGUUCCUCCACCAAUUGCUAAGAAACCCAACGCUAAGGCUGAGAGCGUUGCUCAGAACUCUGCAGAGGCUGUACCUGUAGCAAAGAUUGAUCAUGUGCAAACAGAGACUGUACAAACUGCCGGACAGGACGUACAGACAGAGAACUCUGAGAAAACAAAUGAAUGAAUAUGUGCACAAAUGAUUUAAUAACCCUUGAGUUUUUUUGCUUUAUUUUGCAGUUAUUUGCAGUUAUAUAUUGCUUAAGCAAUUUUGAAAUAUAAAAUCUAAUCAAAAAAAAAAGUCUUUAUGUACAGAUAGGCAUAUUGCACUUUUUGUACAUUGGUUUAGUGUAACUGAUUCUCAUUCAUCAUGGGAAUGCAUGUCACUGGUAUUUGGAAAUGUAUAAAUAUUCUUAUUUUAUUUAUGUGUCCUCUUUCUCAGACAGAAGCCAUGCUACCUUCAAGUUUGUAGAACUUCUCCCUGCUGGUAGCCCUGUAAAAACUAUGGUAAUAUAGCAGGACCAAUUAAUCUCUAUGGUGGAUUUUACAGGCAUUAAUGUAUGCCUGAAUACGAGAGCAUUGUGAAAGGAAAUUAAGGUAAAGAACGUAAGUGAAAAGAAAAGAAGCCAAACAAAAAGGAGGAGAACAGUUAGGAGAAUGGAACACUGCUUUGGGGUGGGGUUUGUGAAUAAUCUGUUACUAAACCUAUUUUUUUACUUUAAAACUCCAAAUCAAUAAAGCUGAUCAUACACAUUCCCCACCCCAAGUAUAUAGGAAUGUGGAGAAGGAAUCUGAGCAAGUAUAAAUGAAACAGAAGGAUGGAGCUGAUGAAUGAAGCAAAAGCUGUUUCUCACUAUUGUAAGUGCAAGUAGGGUCAAGAAGGUGGUGAGAAGUCCUAAAACCGCAUAAACAAAAGGUCCAAGGUGUUAAUCUCUGUGUAAUCCUUACUUUGGGUUUAUUUUUUGUAUUUUCACAGAGAAGUUCAUUAGUUUACAUAGUUGAUGUACAUUACAGUCUGCUACAAUCUACAAAUAAAAGAAAAAGAAUGUUUUUAAUAUAUGACAUUUUCUCAUGCACUAUGCUGACAUUUUUAUUAUUGUUUCUCUUUUUAAGAAGAAUCUCUUUUUAAGAAGAAAUAUCUUAUUAACAUAUUGUCAACUUUUUCUCUACAAAUAUAAAAAAUGAUUGUGUUUCAUCAUGUGAUGAAAGUAUAAAGUGUAAAAUGGUUACUAAAGUAGCUUCAUGGUGA
Messenger RNA from Carassius gibelio (silver crucian carp), 5442 nucleotides. RefSeq lists its product as uncharacterized. Lineage: Eukaryota; Metazoa; Chordata; Actinopteri; Cypriniformes; Cyprinidae. Gene Ontology annotation, biological process: cell differentiation. The record is from RefSeq and is a predicted model, not a curated record. The transcript is spliced from 7 exons. Bases 280 to 4380 code for a protein of 1366 amino acids.